AUGGACGAUAUCUGGGAGGAACCAGCUGUCGUUAGUCACCAUAAAACUCCAGCUCAGAACUCGCUCUUCCUUGAAAGCGACGAUGAGAAUCCCGUUCGGCCACCGGCGGCGUCCGCGAGAGGGCAAAGGAGACAAGAACCCGUAGAAGAAGAUCAAGACGACUUUGUGGCAGGUUUAUUCGACGAUAUCGCUCCCGUCGACAAGACUCAGCCGCACACAAACAGAACAUCUGCUCGUCCACAACAAACUCAGAGCGCGACGGGCGCGUCAGAUAUUAAGAAAGGUACCCGGGAAAAUCGGGCGGGUCCGGAAAAGGGGGAGGACGCGUCGAAACCGGACGACGAGCCAAAGCAGAAGUCAAGAACGAUAGCAAAAGUAGACGAAGAGACGGUAUGGAGUCUCUCAUCAAAGUUUCGCAUUCUCAUGGAUCAAAGACUACUUGGAGAUCGGGGAUUUCCUGCUCUGAUCAAGGAAGCGCAACAGUUCAAGCCCAAAGGCAAAGGCCACGAGGCUGCAGAUCUGGAUAGGCUCCUAUCGAUAUAUCAAUUCUGGGCACACAAUAUGUUUCCAAAGACACAAUUCCGAGAUACUGUAGACCGCGUGGAACGCGUUUGCAGGUCUCGAAGAAUGCUAAUCAACAUGUCCAUGUGGAGAGAUGCCAAUCGUACUAGCAAUCAUACAGGAAGAGACUCAAAUAAAUCCGACACAGACGAAGAAACCGACAAAAAAAGAAACGAGUGGACAAAGCAGAAUAGCUCCCGCCCCAACAAUAGCCACCAGACGGUUGACGAGGAUCUAUGGGAUGAUCUUGAUGACGCCAUAGAGCAAGCUCAAGAGCAGGAACGUCGUGGGGAAACCUUGCCUAUAGCAUCAAAGGAAGGUCCCCAGUCGAUACCGGACGAUGAUGACCUCGAAGAGUGGUUCAAUACUGGCCCUACGAUAUCUAAUACUAAAUUUAUUGCGCACCCAAAGCCACCAGAUGACAUGGAAAUAGACGACACUCCUCCACAGCGAAGAAUGCUCUCACCACCCACGGCGGACAAUUGGGACGACGAUCUCUUUGCUUAG
This is a messenger RNA of Serendipita indica DSM 11827, 1068 nucleotides long. Lineage: Eukaryota; Fungi; Basidiomycota; Agaricomycetes; Sebacinales; Serendipitaceae. The record is from the annotation of a GenBank genome assembly.